This is a messenger RNA of Striga hermonthica, 1021 nucleotides long. The record is from the annotation of a GenBank genome assembly. NCBI's taxonomy places the organism in Eukaryota, Viridiplantae, Streptophyta, Magnoliopsida, Lamiales, Orobanchaceae.
AGUUUACAAGACUUGCAGCUUUCGUUCCGGACCUGGUUCGCACGGAGGCCGAGAGAGCACAACGGUUCAUCGACGGGCUUUACCCAGCAGUCGUCAUAACAUUGUGGGACACGGGACUCAGACCUACGCUCGUGCAGUCUCUAUUGCCCAGGAGGUGGAUGCCAGCAUUAGGAGGGAGGCCGUCCGUGAUCGUGCCCAGCCAUCCGCCCCAGUUCAGCCAUUCACAGCUCCACCAGCUCUACCAGCUGCUCAGCCGACAAAGGAGAAGAAGAGGAAGGGGAAGGGUGCUCAGACUGACCGGAGGACCCGACAGAGACAGCAGCAGGUUCCACCACUUCAACGGGUAACUCUUGAAUUUGAUGAGAUCAAAAUGAGGGAUGAAGAGACAAUUGACGUAUACUAUGCCAGAUUAUGUGAUCUGGUAAGUCAAAGUAUGAUGCUUGGAGAAGAAAUCUCUGAGAAACGUCAAGUACAAAAGAUUAUGAGAACCGUCGUUCCUAGGUUUGGAGAGAAAAUCACAGCUCUUGAAAGUUUCCAAAGAGUGGCGUCGUUGGAUGUUGAUGAACUUCUUGGAGAGCUCAGGACGUUUGAAAUCAACAACAAUUAUGACAAAGUCAAAAGUAAGGGCUUAGCUCUCAAAGCUGCUGUAGUCGAGGAAAGAGAAGAAAGCGAUGACGAUGAAGGUCCGUUGGCAGAUGAUAGUGAGCUGAAAGAAGCACUUGCUCUAAUCGCGCGAAACUAUGGGAAGAUGAGUCAAAGGCUGUACAAGAACAAAUUUGCUGGAAAAAAGAGGAACAACUUCAACAAGAAUGUGGUGCAGGACAAGAAAAGUAGUAUGCUACUCUCAAAAUUUGAUUCACAACGAGUUGAGAAGGAUCAAUGCAGGGAGUGUCGAGGCUUUGGACACUUCCAGUAUGAGUGUGCUAGUCUUAAGAAGAAGAAUAAGUCACUGAAGGCAACCUGGGAAUUUUCAGAUGAACAAGACACAUACGAACCUUCUUUGCACACAAGCAACUUGGCA